AUGACCACACAGCCUCUCUCUUCACGCGUUUCGAAACGCCGUCGCAAUAGGGAUACGCCACCUCGUCCGCUCAACUCAUUCAUGAUAUAUCGACGUGAAUACCAAAAGAUGAUCAAAGAACAAAAUCCAAACAUCCUCCUCUCGGAACUCUCUCGAAUUUCGAAAUCUGCAGCCGACAAAUGGGCCAACGAGCCUCCGAGCAUAAAACAAAUAUACGCAGAAAAAGCACGGGCAGAGAAAGAACAACAUAUGAAAUUAUAUCCGAAUUACGUCUACUGCCCAAGGCGACCGACAAAGACAAAACCAAGAAAGAAAUCGACAUCCGAAGGUUCUUCAUCAGAGAAGAUGUCGGUCAACUUUUUGCUAAACGAUGACAACAAUUCAUUUCGAUCCUACAAUCACUCCUUCACAGCAACGAUAUCAUAA
Acaulospora morrowiae is the source of this 426-nucleotide messenger RNA. NCBI's taxonomy places the organism in Eukaryota, Fungi, Glomeromycota, Glomeromycetes, Diversisporales, Acaulosporaceae. The record is from the annotation of a GenBank genome assembly.